AUGUUGUACCUGAUCGGUCUAGGCCUUGCCGAUGAGACAGACAUCACAGUCAAAGGCCUGGAGGUGGUGAAGCGUGCCGAAAGAGUCUAUCUAGAGGCCUACACCAGCAUCCUCCAUGUUGGAAAGGACAAAUUGGAGGCGUUCUAUGGUCGGCCUGUCAUAGUCGCGGAUCGGGAAAUGGUUGAAUCUUCCAGUGACGAGAUUCUUGCAGGAGCACACGAAUCUGAUAUCGCAUUUCUUGUCGUUGGAGAUCCUUUCGGGGCCACUACACAUACUGAUUUGGUGCUUCGCGCACAAGAACUGUCCAUCCCAACCAAAUCGAUACCGAAUGCUUCAAUCCUAAAUGCAGUUGGAGCUACAGGCCUUCAAUUGUACAACUUCGGCCAAACGGUAUCUAUAGUUUUCUUUACUGACAACUGGAAACCCGCGAGCUUCUACGAUCGAAUUCGUGAAAAUGCCUCCAUUGGCCUGCAUACACUCCUCCUACUCGACAUCAAAGUGAAAGAGCAGUCUCUAGAAAAUAUGGCCCGUGGCAGGAAGAUCUACGAACCGCCGCGAUACAUGACCGUCGCCUGCUGUGCACAACAGCUCCUCGAGAUAGAGGCAGAAAAGGGGGAAGGCAUCUGCAGCGAAGAUAGCCUAGCCAUUGGGUGCGCAAGGGUUGGUGCAGAUGAUCAAACAUUUGUUUGCGGAACACUGAAAGAACUGUGUGACGUUGAUGUCGGCCCACCCCUCCACAGUGUGGUGCUUAUUGGGAAAAGGGCACAUGAGCUUGAGAGAGACUACAUCAGACCAUUUGCGAUCAACCAGGACGCCUUCGACAAAAGCUGGAAAAAGUAUCAGGGCGAGUGA
Molecule: messenger RNA, 852 nt
Organism: Exophiala aquamarina CBS 119918
Lineage: Eukaryota; Fungi; Ascomycota; Eurotiomycetes; Chaetothyriales; Herpotrichiellaceae
Product: diphthine synthase
Exons: 3
Coding region: 1-852 (283 amino acids)
Biological process (GO): protein histidyl modification to diphthamide
Molecular function (GO): diphthine synthase activity
Source: RefSeq, a predicted model, not a curated record